This is a messenger RNA of Rotaria socialis, 3028 nucleotides long. The record is from the annotation of a GenBank genome assembly. NCBI's taxonomy places the organism in Eukaryota, Metazoa, Rotifera, Eurotatoria, Philodinida, Philodinidae.
GGACCUGAGUGUGCUAAAGCAAUAUGUCUGAACAACCAAUGUGCUACAAUUCACGCGUGCUCUGUCGAGCUAAAUUAAUGAAUUUAUCCAUCUCUAAAUAUAUUUUAUUUCAUUCAGAAUUAAUUUGUAUUUUUAUUUUGUGGGUCGUUUAAUAAAAUUUGGCUUUCAUGGGUAUCAGUUUGAGGGAAAAAAAACACGAUAAUGUAAUCACAUGCACUGCUCACCACCCUCUGUUUCCUAAAUGAUGCAUAUUUAUUCAAGCUGCGGACGCGAAUGUUGCCGUUGUGUUGCAUACAAGAAAGAAUAACGAAUGAAUGUUCUUUGCAUACAUUGAGAUCUUCGAAAUUCGUCGUAUAAUUGAUUGAAAAAGUUUAAAAAAAACACUUUUCUUUGUUAAUGAUAUUCUCGAAAAGUAAUUAUUCAAUUACUGUCUACGUGUCGUAUCUUACAAACAGUAGUCACCCUGAGACGUUUACAAAUCUGAUAUGCAAACAGAACUAAGUUGCAAAUGUAAGAUACAGCAAUUUAUCAAGCUUUUAUUGCUGCCUAUCACGUGCAGUUACGUAAAUACUUUUGUUCGAAUGUAACGCUGUGACGUUUUUGACACAUUUUGUUUUUCAUUAUUUCGGAAAUUGUGUGAGUUAGAAAGUUCGUUCAAACGUCAUUUGAUGCAGCUUGUCUUGAUAUGUUUAUGGAAUAAAAUGACCUGUCUUGGAUAAAGUCUCUAGCUUAUAGAAAGGAAUUUUGGCUGCCUGACGACGAAAUAAAAAGAUCCUUUUCUUCAGGGUCACUAAUAAGCUGCAAUAUCUUCUGUGACUAUUUCGCCAAAUGAAACACUUCUAUAAUUAGUUUUGUAGCGUUUUGCCCAGGCUUUAAAACACUAACAACGUUUUCUACAGUUAUUUUUACUUAGAUAAAAAAUUCAAAGAAAAACGUGACAUAUUUAGUAACACAGAGGUACAAUUUUUCUCCACCUAUUUUGAAGCACUUAUGACAUGAUCAGAAUUACUUGAUUUUUAUUAGUACUAGCCUUUUCUUUGUAACUAAUCGUUAUACACAAGAACGAAAUUGAUACAUCCACACGGAAGCUCAUAAGCGACAAAUCGUUAGAAAGUGUAUAAGAGUCUGCAUUGUCCUUAGCUACGAAUGUCAAAACAAAACAGGCCAUCUAGUAAAGGCUGGAAUUCUACAACUAAUGAUCUGUCAUUGAUAUUUUUUGAAAAUAUUUCUUGGUUAAACAACUCAAAAUGCGAUUUUUGAAAAUUUUAAAACUCGAUUUGAGUGUGGGAUGAUGUGAGUAUAAACCAGAGACGUGCACAGGGCAUCAUUUUUUCUCCUGUCCUUGCCUGUCCUGUUGACUACGUUGGUCCUGGCGAGCGCCAGGACAGGACAAAAUCUAAAUGUCAUCCUGUCCUACAGGACAGGAUAGGACAGAACACCAGGGCAACAGGACUGCCCUGCUGUUAUGAUCUGUGUAUGCACACACAGAUCAUUAGCAUCAUCUAUCUUUCUUUCUCCUAUUGUCCUCUACACAUUAUUCUGUAUUCUUUAUUUCAUUGGAGAUAGUUGGAUACGAGUAUAUCUGUCCCUGUGAUUAUUGUUGAGAGAUUUCUUGUUUAUUAUUGUUAAAGUGUAUGUUAUCGAACCUGCUAAUAAAGAAGUGAAAAUACACCGUAAUAAUUGGGGACCCUGGUUUAAAAAAAAAAUAUAUAUAUAUAUAUAUACAUAUAUAAAUAUAUAAAAAAUAAAAAAUAAAUCGUAUAUCAUGACUACUAUUCAUGAAGAAAAAUAACAACUUCUUGGUAUUAAUAAAGAUGAAAUGUUAAUCGUUCAACGUAUUGUUGAUCAUCGUGUUUGAAAUGGUGGAAAAGAAUUUUUAAUUGCAUGGAAAGGUUAUCCUGAAGAACGCAAUACUUGGGAACCCCAACAAAAUUUAGAUUAUCCACAUUUAAUAGAAGAAUAUGAAAAUAGUUUAUUGCAACAAUCUCGUUAUAUGACCAAUCAUUCAUUAUCUUUAUUAUCAAAUUCUAUUGCCUCUUAUAAAUUUUGUGAAUAUGAUAUUUGUCAUGAAAAUAAUCCACAUGAUAAUCAUACAUUAUUAAAUUUUCUUCGUCAGCAUGUUCCAUAUUUUUCUGGUGCUGAAAAUGCUCGAGAAUGGUUCAUAAAAAUUGAUUCAAAAUUUUCUGAACUUAAAUUAUCUUUUCAACAUCGACUUGACAUUCUUCCAAAUUUUUUUACAUGCGAUGGAAUUAUUUGGUAUAGUUUGAAUGAAGAAAAAUUUAAAUGUUAUACUGAUUUUUGUCGAUUAUUUGCAUUUGAAUAUAUGAAAUUCGAACAAUUUCCUCGUGACGCUACUAAACAAAACUCGAAUCAAUUUUCCUCAUUAAUUUCACCUGUCGUUAUUAAUGAUCAUGUUAUUAAUGAUUCUUCGUAUUAUUCAAAUGGUCCAUCAGUAUCAUUUGAUCAAAAACGACCCAUGAUACGUACAUAUACAGACACAUCUGCUCCCGAUUUCGCGUUAAAAUUCUAUAAUUCUCAAACAGAAAAGCCUGUUAAUACAUUUAAUCCAACAACAUCAUCAGUUUCACUUGUUCCAACUCAACCAAUUAGUUCAAGCUUAUUAAAUCCUAUUACCAAUCCACCUCCACAUCCUACGAUUAAAUCAUUAUUAGAUAUAUUACAAUUUAUUUUUGAUAUGAAGAAAUGUUCAAUUACGCAAACAAAAAUAUGUUGUACCAUUGAAACGUAUCGUCAUCCUCAACCUGUAUUAAAAUCUUAUGUCCUUUUUUGGCAACUACGUAUUGAUAAAACUGAUUAUCUUAUAACGUUUUUUGCACUUUUUGGUGUAUACCAAUGGAUUAUUUUUUGUCAAAAUACUCAUCCUGCUCAACCUGUUCUUCCAACUGAUCGUCCGCCAACAACAAAUGAAUUUAUCUCUGACCAUUUUCUGAAACUGAUGGUUAUCAAUUUUGUCUAUGUUGAUGCUUUACCCGGUACUUCAAAUGUUCUACUGAUGUUAUUUUCCUGA